Molecule: messenger RNA, 1311 nt
Organism: Auanema sp. JU1783
Lineage: Eukaryota; Metazoa; Nematoda; Chromadorea; Rhabditida; Rhabditidae
Source: the annotation of a GenBank genome assembly
AUGACUGACAUUAUUCCUGAAGAAGAUGGUUUACGCAACAGAAGCGAUAGCCUGAAGGCGCUAUCCGUAAAUUCAGAUUCUUGCAACGAUAGCUGUUUGGGAUAUUCCGAAGAAGAUGAACCUGCGUUGGAUCAGAAACAUCUCAACCUAAUUCACGAAGAGUUGGAGAAGUUGAACAUAGCUACUGAUGUUAUAAACAAGUUGGAAGUACAGCUGGAUGUAGCUCGAGCAGACUUCAGGGAAGUGUAUGCCUUGUGGACAAAGAAGUUGAAAGAUCUCUCCAAGAAAUACAAAUCCGCCAUCGAGAAGGCUAGGCCGUAUUAUGAAGCGAAGCUUGAGAAACGAAAAAUCGCCGAGGACUCACACAGAUCAACUACUCGAUUCGGAAAAGCAACGGAGAUGUUAGAUGUGGCUAAGACUCAAGUGAACUUAACACAAGACAGUUUGUCGAGAGCGAACGGUUCAGUGCAAACUGAAUGCUUAGAGGUUUUGAACCACCACAUUAGCCGAGUGAAUGAAGCAGAGGAAGAACGAGUGGCUGCUCAAGAAGAACACAGAGAGAACUCUGCUCGUAUGAUGGAGAUCUCUGACAGAAUAUUGAAGAUGUAUAAAGACAAUCGCAGUUCCAUCGAGAAAGCCAAAACCUAUUUUGAAGAACGUCAAGAGUUCACCAAGAAACUUGAAAAGCAAAAGCAUCUGAUCCAAAAGUUGGAAACUGAGGUCCGGCAGAAAAAAUGUGAUUACACAACUUCCUUGCGGAACCUAGAGAAAAUAUCGGAUUCAAUCCACGAGCAAAGAAGUCUAGGAGGAGGCUCUAUGAUCAUAAAGUCUGAAGUUCCUCAAAAUCCACCACCUUACAUCCCAACAGCGCCACCACCGUACGAGGACGACGAACGUUACACUAUAGAGCAAGACGAGGAUGAUGUAAUUGAGCCCGUGUUUCGUUUGAUGAGGCAGCAAGCCCCACAAGAUCCAUCAGAGGAUGAGAGAAACAAGUCUGGAGUGAUACUCUCUUUUCAACAAUUCAUCACUAACAGAGAAAAGAAGGAAAAACCAAAGCUACCAUCAUUCCAGCCAGAUGUAAGCUAUAGAACAAGGCCGGAGGGUAUUUGCUCAUCUCCCGACUCUUCCGACGUUCUUUCCCUCGCUAGUUCGCGUUUAUCAGAACCUGACGACGAAGCAAUUACUGGUAUGAUUCGUAGCCACUCCACAUUCAUGAAGGAAAUGGAAGCAAUAGAACAAAUGUUACAUAGAAGCGUGAGUGAUGUAGAACCCGACAACAUUAAUCAGGUCUCAUUACCAUGUGCCUAG